Molecule: messenger RNA, 1298 nt
Organism: Sclerotinia trifoliorum
Lineage: Eukaryota; Fungi; Ascomycota; Leotiomycetes; Helotiales; Sclerotiniaceae
Source: the annotation of a GenBank genome assembly
UCAAAAUCGAAAAUCUCUUCCUACUGAUAUUAUUCCUCUCUCGACGACAACCACGAAACGACAAACCUCGCCGCUUCGACAUCAAUCAAUAUGGUAAGCUAAUGAAUUGUUUUUGACUCUGUUUUUAAUGGAAUAAUACGACUCGCCAUCAGCUCUCGUACCUCUACGAGUAAUCGCACGUCGAGAUGCAAUUUUCAAUCAAUUUACCUUUCGAGGUUUUUGAUUUUGAUUUGGCUUGAGCUAUAUCUGUGUAGAAAUACCAGUAUAGUCUCUUUAGAGUUCAAAGAAGACACUUGGUGAACAUUCGCUGAUGUCUACUUUUCUCAAUGACAGCCUCCAAAGUCCGGAAAGAAGGCGGCGCCAGCCCCAUUCCCCCAGUCCAAAGCUGGUGCGGGAUCAAAGAAGGCAGCCAAGGUACGUGAAAUCUAUUCCUUUUUCUGCGACUAUCCAAUGCUAAUGAGAAUAAGAACCCUCUCAUCGAGAAGCGUACCCGUAACUUCGGUAUCGGUCAAGACAUCCAGCCCAGAAGAAAUCUUUCCCGUAUGGUGAAGUGGCCCGAGUAUGUCCGUCUUCAACGCCAAAAGAAGAUUCUCAACAUGAGAUUGAAGGUCCCACCUGCGAUCGCUCAAUUCCAACACGUUCUCGACCGUAACAGCGCUGCUCAAGCCCUUAAGCUCCUCAACAAGUACCGCCCAGAAUCCAAAGCCGAGAAGAAGGAACGUCUCUUGAAGGAGGCUACCGCCAUCAAGGAGGGAAAGAAGAAGGAGGAUGUUAGCAAGAAGCCAUACGCCGUCAAGUACGGUCUUAACCACGUUGUUGGUUUGAUCGAAGCCAAGAAGGCUUCUUUGGUUCUCAUCCCUAACGAUGUUGACCCAAUUGAGUUGGUUAUCUUCCUCCCAGCUUUGUGCAAGAAGAUGGGUGUCCCUUACGCUAUCAUCAAGGGUAAGGCCAGACUCGGUACGGUCGUCCACAAGAAGACCGCUGCCGUUCUCGCCCUUACUGAGGUCCGCUCCGAGGACAAGUCCGAGUUGUCAAAAUUAGUUCAAGCCAUCAAGGAGGGACAUGAUGAAAGCGCCACCAGACACUGGGGUGGUGGUAUCAUGGGUGCUAAGGCUAACGCCCGUACUGAGAAGAAGCGCAAGGCCCUUGAGAGCGCUAUCAAGAUCUAAAUGUGAUCAUGUAGUGACUUUUACUUACGGCGUUUUUUUAUGAUAUUAUGGCAUGGCAAGGGACACUUAGCUAGGCAAGCAGCUUGAGAAAUCAAAAUAUGAAAGGCUGUAUGGUACCAUAAUUUAUCU